This is a messenger RNA of Dermochelys coriacea (leatherback sea turtle), 877 nucleotides long. RefSeq names its product prolactin-releasing peptide-like. The coding region runs from base 22 to 360 and encodes 112 amino acids. Gene Ontology annotation, molecular function: hormone activity. NCBI's taxonomy places the organism in Eukaryota, Metazoa, Chordata, Testudines, Dermochelyidae. The transcript is spliced from 2 exons. The record is from RefSeq and is a predicted model, not a curated record.
UGGCCUUGCAGUUGAUCCAUCAUGUGGCAUGCAGUGGCGGGGUCUCAUAGCUCUUGCUGUUCACCUCAGCCCAAGCACUUAAAGCUGAUCACAGUCUACAUGCUGGUGCUGUUGGUAUCACUCAGCUUUACGUCAGGCCAGCACAGAUCGUUUAACCAUCAGAUAGACAACAGAAGUCCUGAGAUUGAUCCGUUUUGGUAUGUGGGACGUGGGGUCCGACCUAUCGGCCGGUUUGGGAAAAGGCAGCUAAGGAGCAGCCACAAGAGCCUAAGGCCUGGGAUCAGCAGCCUGGAGCUGACUGUGGAUGCUUUGCAGGAGCAAGCUGCACUGGAUGCAGAAGAUGAUGGUGGCUGGUGGUGAUUCUCUUAUCUGCAGUAACUAAACUCAGUUACUUCUCUCAUUUGAAUUGAAUUCUCUCACUCCCCUCCCGACCUCCUCACAUACACAUUAAAACUCUGUUUUGGUUCUGCUUUUUGCCUACAUGUCCUUUUGCCACAUCUUUGGUUCAUUUCCUUUUAAAAGAAGUGCUCUCAGGUGGAAAGAUCCUAAUUGAAAAGUGGUGCUGAAUGCAAACUACGCUGUUCACACACUUCUUCUGCUCUAAACAAAGCAUCUCUCUCCUCUUCCUCCCCUCCCCCCUCCCCCCCCACAUAAACUAAUGCCACUGUGAAGGUAGAUCUGUGCAAGAACCAAAAGAUUUUCAUGCUUGGAAUCAACUCUGUAAAAAAAACAUGCUCUCAGUGUUAGCCUGCCAACAAACCUUUCUGUCAUGUUUUGAAGUGAGUUGUUAAUGCUGCUUAAAAGUAAAUUAUGGCUGGCUGAACUAAAACACAUUCUCAGUAAUCUCUUUACCAAUAUUAAAUAGAUAUGAAAUGUU